GUUAAUUAAGCGUCAGUCGAGGAAAGGCGUGUUAAAAGACAGCAGAGAUGGCGACACGAUGGGGCAUUGCGAGCACAGGAAAGAUCUCCUCAGACUUCACGACUGCCAUGAAGGCGCUGAAGGACGACCACCGCCUAGUAGCUGUUGCGGCUCGGUCGCUGGCUGAUGCCCAGGCCUUUGCAAAGAAGCAUGGCGCCGAAAAGUCUUACGGAUCCUAUGAGGAGUUAUCUAAGGACCCUGAUGUCGAGGUUGUGUACAUCGGCACGAUUCACCCGUUCCAUCUGCAUGUAGCUAAACUGAUGAUCAACGCUGGAAAGCACGUUUUGUGCGAGAAACCCCUGUGCAUGAACGUUAAGCAGACGAAGGAGCUGGUGGCCCUUGCUCGCCAGAAGAAGGUCUUCUUGAUGGAGGCUGUAUGGUCUAGAUUAUUCCCAGUGUACAAGGAAAUGAUGAAGAGAAUAAAAGCAGGUGAAAUCGGAGAUAUUGUACAGGUAAUCUGUUCUUUCGGCCUGCCUAUAGGAACAGACCGCGUUCUGAAAAAGGAGCUCGGAGGUGGGGCUACCUUGGAUCUGGGUGUUUACUGCGUCCAAUUUGCUUCACUGGUCAUGGGGGGUGAGAGGCCAGAGAAGAUUGUGGCUGCUGGUCAUCUGAAUGAAGAAGGCGUCGAUGCAACAACAAGUGCUACUAUCGUCUACUCCAAGGGAAGGGUUGCUACUUUGAACUGCUCUUUUCGGUGCGAAUUACCCUGUGAAGGCAUUGUCAUUGGUACAAAGGGUACUCUAAAGGUGGCAAAUCCAAUCUGGUGUCCUAUUCACCUAGAAUCGCCUUCGGGAAAAUUCGAUUCUCCCUUGCCAGACCUGGGAGGAAGCUUCAACUUCUUGCAUGGCCAAGGGAUGAUGUAUGAAGCUGCAGAAGUGAGGCGAUGUCUGCGGGGAGGCUUGCUCGAGAGUCCCUACAUAAAACUAGACGAAACCCUAAUUCUGGCGGAAACCAUGGAGUCUGUGAGGAAGCAAGUCGGAGUCACAUACCCACAGGACGCGUAACCAAAAGUGAAAUAUUGAAAGGAGUUUUUAUGAAAAUGCUGGCGUGAUUUCUUUUCUACUGACUUGGAUGCUAUAUUAAAAAAAAAA
Penaeus monodon (black tiger shrimp) is the source of this 1130-nucleotide messenger RNA. Its product is annotated as trans-1,2-dihydrobenzene-1,2-diol dehydrogenase-like. The record is from RefSeq and is a predicted model, not a curated record. NCBI's taxonomy places the organism in Eukaryota, Metazoa, Arthropoda, Malacostraca, Decapoda, Penaeidae. The coding region runs from base 48 to 1043 and encodes 331 amino acids. The transcript has 8 exons. Gene Ontology annotation, molecular function: nucleotide binding.